Molecule: messenger RNA, 6265 nt
Organism: Mobula hypostoma (lesser devil ray)
Lineage: Eukaryota; Metazoa; Chordata; Chondrichthyes; Myliobatiformes; Myliobatidae
Gene: unc93a
Product: unc-93 homolog A
Exons: 9
Coding region: 342-1631 (429 amino acids)
Source: RefSeq, a predicted model, not a curated record
GCGGGAUUGAAAUCACUCGGAUAAUAACCAAUCAGCAGGAUGAAAAUUACAAGAGAAACAAAGAAUGCCAUUGUUGUGAGCUUCGGGUUUUUACUGCUGUUUACUGCUUACGGAGGGCUUCAAACUGUCCAGGAAUUCCCGGAUUUGUCAGGCAAGAUUUUCACUUGAGGAAACCAUGCUGACUAUGGGAUAUUUUAUUAUGUGCCUUCAAGUACCCUGAGACCUCAUCCUUAACAAUCGAUUCCAACAUCUUCCCAACAACUGAGAGCAGUCUGAAUAGUGAUGAAGGCCUUGGCCUGGCCUCAUUAAGUGUCAUCUACGCAGCUCUUAUCACCUCUUCAAUGUUUCUUCCACCUAUAAUGAUAAAAUAUUUUGGCUGUAAGUGGACCAUAGUUAUGUCCAUGUGCUGCUACGUUACAUUUUCAAUUGGCAAUUUUCAUCCAAGCUGGUACACACUUAUUCCCACUGCAGUAAUCCUUGGACUGGGAGGAGCUCCACUGUGGUCUGCUAAAUGUGCCUACCUGACCAUUUGUGGGAACCGCUAUGCAGAGAAGUUCAAUAAACUUGCAGAAAAUGUAGUAAAUCACUACUUUGGAAUUUUCUUCCUUAUAUUUCAAUCAUCUGCUGUUUGGGGGAAUCUAAUGUCUUCAUUAAUAUUCCAAUAUACUUCCACUGAAGCUAACAUCACUGAAGAGCACUUAUCAUAUUGUGGAGCUGCUAAUUGCCCAGCAUAUGAUUCAAUGUUCAAUACAAAUGUAACACAAACAAGCUAUCCAGCAUCCACAAUUUACCUCCUCUCAGGAGUUUAUACUGGUGUCGGUUUAAGUGGAGUGAUCUUUGUUGCUAUUUUUUUGGAUCAGCUCGAUAAGCAAGAUGUGGAUGAGUUCAAAAAGCAGAAGAUAGAUGUGUGUACUCAUUUGAUGGCUACAUUUACACAUCUAAAGGAUAAACGGCAGAUUCUGCUUAUUGUCAUGACAAUGUAUAGCGGGUUAGAACAGGGUUUCCUUGCAGGUGAUUACACAAAGGCCUACAUCACCUGUGCCCUUGGAAUACAAUACGUUGGUUACUGCAUGAUCUGCUUUGGUGCCUCUAACUCUGUUUUUUCUCUAACUUUUGGAAAAUUAUCAAAAUAUACUGGACGUAUUCCAUUGUUCUUCUAUGCAACUCUUGUCAAUCUGGCAUCAAUAAUUUCAUUGCUUUUAUGGAAACCACAUCCAAAUCAACUACCGGUGUUUUUUGUGUUUCCCGUUCUUUGGGGAAUGGCUGAUGCUAUCUGGCAGACACAAACUAAUGCCCUCUACGGAGUUCUAUUCCUGGAGCACAAAGAAGCAGCAUUUUCCAACUACCGAUUGUGGGAAUCUGUGGGAUUUGUGAUUGCAUUUGCUUAUGCAAAUUUUUUGUGCAUAAAGAUCAAGCUGAUUAUUUUAUUGAUUGUCCUGUUAACAGGCAUGACUUUAUAUGGUGUUGUGGAAUAUAUUGAAUACUCAAAAGCAGGGCGUGGAGCUGCUUCACAAAUAUUUCCUCAAAAGACUAAAAUCAAAAAGAUGCUGGAAGUAGAAACUAAAAUUGAAAAACCUGUUGUUGAGAGUGACAUUGAAAUACACGCCACAAUCUCCGAAGUAAAGUUUUGAGGAUUUGUAUUGACUUUUACAGAUGUUUCAGUUAAUGACUGAAGAUCAGUUUUUUUUUAAAUCACCCUUAUAAUUUUAUAUGUAUUGUUUAUAAUUUACAUAAUUGAAAAUAUUUUAAAAUAAAACUAUUUUAUUGACUUGAAAUUAACCAGAUGGGUUUUUGAAAUCUUCAGUCUUUAACUGAAUCAGGUAAUUCAACUGUAAUAAUCAUUGUUAUAUUUAAAAAUGUUAGCAGAUCACCAGGUGGCAGAGACAAAAGGCUGUUUAUUGUUCAUAGAUUUGAUCCAUUAAUGGAAUCUCUUGUCUAGCUGGUUGCAGAUAUAAAUGUGUUAAUGAGAAGUUGAAAUUGUGGAACAAGGAUUUUCCAGCAGCUUACAGUAUAAGUAUUUUGAAGUCCAACAUCCAAUUAGUUUGAUGAGGGAUUCCUUGAUACAAACAAUUGUUAAAAUAUUUCAGUUUUAUGGAUAUUUUAUGGUGCAUUAAUAGAAAUGGAUCUUCCCUAAAUAAAUUCCCAUCAUGUGAUGUAACUGAAGCCAAAUAUACCAUUCAAUUCCUUAUGGUUAAUUGGUAACCUUAAUGUUUCUGGACUAAAAACACACUCCUCGGUGAGAGGUCUAAUCAAUGUUUGUGUUUAAAAUGAAGCAGUUUGUUGACAAUAGAUGUCUAAUAUUCUUAUCAAAAGGUUUUUACAAGAUAUAUCCAUAUUUUUUGUUGAGAUCUUUAUAGAUUUUGUUUUGUACAUUUCUCAGUAAUAUCUAGCUGGAGAAAGGAAAGAUAACCAAAAGCAUAAUUAAAAGGUCAGUUUUUAGAGGAGACACAAGAGUAAGGUGGUGAAUCUGUGGAAUUAAUUGCCACACGUGACUGUGGAGGCCACAUCAUUGGGUAUAUUUAAAGCGGAGGUUUAAAUCAUCAGGACUGGUGAAGGGUCUCGGCCUGAAAUGUCAAUUGUUUACUCUUUUCCAUAUAUGCUGCCAGGCCUGCUGAGUUCCUCCAGCAUUUUGUGUAUGUUACAAAGUGCAUGAGGUCUUUUUGGAUGAGUUGAGUGAAAGUGGAAAAGUUGUAGCAAAAAUGUAAAUAAAGGAGAACUUUUACUGAAAGGCCAACUCACAUUGAGUCUAAAGUAGGGACUGUUAUCUGUCCUGAAUUCCAUACUAACUCAAAUAGUUUUUGUAAAUGUUUAUAUGAUGACAAAUGAGAAAGAGUAACAAGUACAAUGGAGAGAGUAGUUUGCAGAAUUACUGAAUAGACCACCACCAGGUGAAGAACCUAACAUACAAAAGGCAGCAGAGGACCUCAACAUGAACACAGAUCCACCCACCCAAGAAAGAAGAUAUUGGUGCUGUGAAUAAAUAACUAAAGAACAGCAAAGCUCCAGGUCAUGACAAUUUGAACGCCGAACUGUUCAAAGCUGAACCCAAAGUUGCAGGAGUCAUCCUGCAACUACUGUUUGCUAUAACCUGGGAAUGAGGACAAGUAUCCAAGGGCCGGGCAAUGGGAGUCACUGUUUGGAUCCCCAAGAAGGGGCAUUAAGUGACUGCAACAACUAAUGUGGCAUCACACUUCUGUCAAUGCUCAGCAAGAUUCUUGCCAACUCAUUGUGCAACAGAUUACAGAUGUUGUCAAUGUGUGCUUGAGGAAGGAGCAAGCUGGCUUCAGGAAGAACAGAGGCUGUGUCGACCACAUAAUCACACUGUGUAGUAUCAUAGAGCAGUACACAGUGGCAGAGACAACUAUAUGCACAUCUCGUGGACUUUGAAAAGAUAUUUGAUAAGGAGAGCCUCUGGCAAAUUCUCAGAUCAUAUGGAAACCCUUCCAAAAUUGUCCAGCACAUACAGAGUUUCUAUGCUAAUUUUACCUGCUUAGUUGGGGACAGCAACUUGAGCUUUGAAGUCAAGACAGACUCAUGCAAGGCUGUGUGAUGUCAGCAAUACUGUUUAACCUAGUGUUUGACUGGGUUAUGAGGCAAACAGUGAAAGAUAAGCAGAGAGGCAUUAGGUGGACUCUAUUCUCUACUUUGAAAGACCUUGUCUUUGCCAAUGACCUCACAUUAUUAUCAUUUACACACCAGCACAUGCAAGAGAAAGCUCAGUGCCCGUGUACCUUUGGUGAACAAGUUGGACUCAGAGUCAGUUAGAGAAAGACUGAGACCAAGACCCACGAUGUAAAAUCUCCUCCUCCCAUCAAGGCAAAUGGCACGACUUACCCAGCACCAGCAGAUUCAUCUAACUGGGCAGUAUCAUUCGGCUUGGUGGGACCAAAGAUGACAUUCAGUGCAGAGAUGCAGCAAAGUUAGACACAUCUGCAGAACAAUGAACAACCAAGUACAGUGCCCACACCAAGAUGAAGCUGUACCAGAGAUGUGUUGUGUCCACACUCAGUAUGAGUCAGAAUACUGGUGCAUGACAGAAAACAACCUUGCCAAGUUGUCAUCAUUUUGCGCCAUGACCCUGCGGUAGAUCUUUCGUAUCUUCUGGCCAAGAAAGGUCUCCAACCACGCUCUACUCCUCAGGAUCAUCAAGAGGACAUAGUCACAAUAAUCACAAGGAAAUGCUGGAGAUGGAUUGGGCACGUGAUGAGAAGAGAGGCCAAUUCUAUCAUCAAGAUAGCACUUCACUGGAUCUCUGAAGGGUGGAAGAAACGCGGGAGACCAAAGACAACUUGGUGCUGUUCCGUAGAGGCAGAAAUGAAACCCUGAACCACACCUGAGGCACAAUCGAGAAGAUGGGCACAGACAGACAGAGAUGGAGGACCUUCAAUGCUGUACCAAACAGCCAAUAAGUUAUAUGAUGACCACAGGUAACAAUAUUCUCAAUAAAUAAAUUUUAAAACUUACCUGUUGCACAUUUAACAUUUAAGUAAUAUUUGAGUAAUAUUAUAAUUAUACUAUUGAUUAAGCAUAACAACAAACAACAGGAAUUCUGCAGAUGCUGGAAAUUCAAGCAACACACAUAAAAGUUGCUGGUGAACGAAGUCCUGACAAAGGGUCUCGGCGUGAAACGUCGUCUGCACCUCUUCCUAGAGAUGCUGCCUGGCCUGCUGCGUUCACCAGCAACUUUUAUGUGUGUUAUUGAUUAAGCAUUCUUGUUUGUUUAAAUAAUUCAGUACAAGUUACAGGUUUCCCCCGCCAUCCGAAGGUAGAGUGUUCCUAUGAAACGGUUCGUAAGCGGGAAUGUCAUAAAGCAAAGAAGCAAUUACCAUUAAUUUAUGUGGGAGAAAUUUGUGAGUGUUCACAGACCCAAAAAUAACCUACCAAAUCAUGCCAAAUAACACAUAAAACCUAAAAUAAUAGUAACAUAUAGUAAAAGCAGGAAUGAUAUGAUAAAUACACAGCCUAUAUAAAGUAGAAACACUUCUCUACAAUCAUUGACGGCACUGUUCUCCGUAGCGAAAAUCUCACGCAAGCGCUUUCGGCAGAAACAUUCUCUCCAGUAUCCUUUAAGCUAUGAAGCUGCCAAAUCAUACCAAAUAACACAUAAAAACACACAGCCUAUAUGUAUGUACAGUGUAGUAUCACUUACGGGAGUUGGGAAGACGUCGAGCACACUGAUGAUGGUGUGUUAGGCUGAGUCGUCGGAGGUUGGGGUGGUGCAGUGGUCCCCAACCUCCAGGCUGCCGACUGAUACCGAUCCGCGAAGAAUGCAGGGGUACAGCGGUAGCCGGGACGCACCCAGCACGUCUUUAAGAAAAAAGCCGAAAUAAACAAGCUAAUUAAUUACGUGCUGGGCAUCACCUAAUUAAUUAGCCUGUUUAUUCCGGCUUUUUUUCUUAAAGAUGUGCUGGAUGCAUCCCAGCUACUGCUGCAAUCUCUGCGAAUCGGUAUCUGUUCGCGGCCCGGGGGUUGGGGUGGUGGAACACUGAGGUAUCAUCUCGUCAUCUGUUUCCAUCAGGGCAGGCAGGUCAUCUUCUUCUAUGUCUGCCUGCCUCGAUGUCAAAGGUCGAGGUUUGUCGUCUGCUGUGGCUGAUGUGGAAGGCUUGAAAAACGACAGUAUGCUUGACUGCUGGCCUCGCGCAUUUUUCUAUCAUACAGUUCUUUGUAAGCACUCAAACCAUCUUGCGAAUAUGCCUUAAACCGACAUACCCUUUCAAAAUUAAAGUCGUACUUUUCUGCAAUAAUUGCAGCGAAAAUCACACGCAGUUGCUUCACGUUCAGUUCCUGGACGACUUCAUGCCACCAGACGUAAGUUGUGGCUCAGCGCUCGUACUGGUUACACGUGCAUUUGCUGUCCACUGAUAUUUUGUGUUCACUGUUGACUUUGUGUUUAAUUUCACUGUGAAAAUGUCAAAAAGAGCUGCAGAUACCCCUGUGGGUAACAAUGAGAAAAAGAGAAGGAAUCUUCUCUAUCAAUAACGCAGAAAGUGGAGUUAUUGCAGUAGCUUGAUAGUGGUGUGUCUGUGCGGCGUCUUACUGAAGAAAAUAGUGUCAGAACUACCACUGUAUAUGAUUUAAAUAAACAGAAAGACAAGUUACUGAAGUUUUAUAGUGAUAGUGACGUCCUACAUUUAUUCCAAUAAGUCAUUUACCAUGUGUUUGAUUCGGUUUGUUUGAAGCUGUAUAUUUUUAUGUUUUAUUGAAUGUUUUUAUUGGAAAUAAAAUUUCUUCUUGUCAUUAUUCCCUAAACAAUACAGUUUAACAA